Molecule: messenger RNA, 618 nt
Organism: Diplodia corticola
Lineage: Eukaryota; Fungi; Ascomycota; Dothideomycetes; Botryosphaeriales; Botryosphaeriaceae
Exons: 2
Coding region: 1-618 (205 amino acids)
Source: RefSeq, a predicted model, not a curated record
AUGGUGAUUUCCACGAAACGGGACAAGUGCGAUCUUGGUAACGAGUGGACGGUCAAACACGACAUCGCCCCUUUGGAAGUCCUCAGCAAAGACAAGAGCGGUCAUUACGCAUUUGUCACCACGCAAGGCUCAAUGUAUUCCAAACUCCUCAAGACAGGCUUUGCUAAAAACGUGGUCUUUGGAAUCUCAGCGCAGAACAGCAAGCGCUUCAUUCUGAAAGAGAGCGAUCUGAUAACCAACGAGACUAGUCUCGCGCUAACUCUACAAGGGUUCUCGCAUCUAGCAGAGGAGCUGCAAAAGCCUGAAUGGAAAGGCUUCGAAGGAACUCAAAAGGAGUUGUUGGAGAACAGCCGGUACAAGAUGUGGGAUCGAGACGGAGAAGAGGAUCCGUACUACAAUAAGAAGGAACUUAAUACCUCGCCAGUGAGCGUCAACUUCGACGCUCUACUUGACAGUUCAAGUAGCAUGAAAGCAUUGUUCAGGCUUAUUGGCGCAGACACCACCCAAGACAAGUUCGUCUUAGGAUCAUCGAACACACUCAUCAAUGCCACCGUCGCCGAAGGCCCAAGACAAAAAAAAAAACGGGUGCACUGCUGUCCAGGUGUUGAACGCCGAUAA